AUGGCAGACAAGAUGGAUUUGGACGCAGACCCUCCCCGAGGUGUCAAAAGGUCUGCCGAAGAGGCAGGGCUGUCUCUCCAGACUCCCCGUCGGAUCAAAGCUCUCGAUCCAAAUGUGGUCAACAAGAUCGCUGCUGGGGAAAUCAUUGUUGCUCCCAUGCAUGCUUUGAAAGAACUCCUUGAAAAUUCCGUCGACGCUGGUUCUACCGCUAUAGAAGUCCUCGUCAAGGAUGGCGGGUUAAAACUAUUACAGAUCACAGACAACGGUCACGGCAUUGAGAAAGACGACUUACCCAUUCUCUGUGAAAGGUUUACCACGUCCAAAUUGAAGAACUUUGAGGAUCUCAUGUCCAUUGGCACUUAUGGGUUUCGAGGAGAGGCAUUGGCAAGCAUUAGUCAUAUCGCCCAUCUGAGAGUCACCACCAGAACUGCAACCUCCAGCUGCGCCUGGCAAGCCCACUAUGCCGAUGGCAAACUUACUCCGCCUAAGCCGGGCCAAAGUGCGGAACCCAAAGCAUGUGCCGGCCGUCUCGGCACCCAGAUCACAGUGGAAGACUUGUUCUACAAUAUCCCCAACCGGAGACGGGCAUUUCGUUCACCUUCCGAGGAAUACGCCAAAAUUCUCGACGUGGUCACGCGAUAUGCCGUUCAUCGCGAAGGGGUUGCCUUUUCGGUCAAGAAGCAUGGUGAAUCUGGAGCUGGCUUCUCAGUAGCUGCCGCUGCCGCCAAGGUCGAUCGGAUCAAACAGGCAUAUGGAGGCGGUGUUGCAAAGGAACUUAUGGAGUUCCAAACGGAAGACGCUAAAUGGGGUUUCAGAGCCUCAGGAUAUGCCAGCAAUGCAAAUUAUAGUGGGAAGAGAUCAACCUUGCUGCUGUUUAUCAAUCACCGAUCCGUUGAGUCGUCGGCGGUCAAGAAAGCCAUCGAGCAGACCUAUCAGAUGUUUCUGCCUAAGGGCGGACAUCCAUUCGUUUACCUGAGUCUUGACAUCGAUCCUGCCAGGGUGGAUGUCAACGUCCAUCCCACCAAGCGUGAGGUUCACUUCUUGAAUGAGGACGACAUCAUCGACCUUGUGUGCGCCAGUAUCCGCGAGAGUCUCGCCAAAGUCGACACCAGCAGAACUUUCAAGACCCAGACACUACUGCCCGGAGUGGUGACCCCUAUGACGCCGAUGAACUCAAGGCUCGCCGCGACAGCCGAGACACCUUCCGCUGAUGAAAGCGGUGGCCCGCGAAGGACAUCUACCACCAAGAAACCAUAUGAGAACAAUCUCGUUCGGACCGACUCGAGAAUGCGGAAAAUCACGUCCAUGCUCCCACCAGCUCUGACGACCGGAGAGUCACAAGAUGGAGAUGAGUCUCCCACUGUACAUGGUGUUCGAUACUCUACCACAGACCGGGAACCUGUCCAGAUCAAACUGACGUCGGUCAAAAGUCUUCGUGCCAAGGUCCGGGAAGAAAUGCACAACGGACUCACCGAGGUCUUUGCAUCUCUGACAUAUGUAGGUCUCGUGGACAGCAACCGAAGGCUGGCGGCCAUCCAAUCAGGCGUGAAAUUGUACCUGGUCGACUACGGAUUGGCGUCCAAAGUGUUUUUCUACCAGGUUGGGCUCACCGAAUUUGGCAAUUUCGGUCUCAUCCAACUACAGCCAGCGCCCAAAUUGUGGGACCUGCUGGACCUUGCCGCCCAGUAUCAGAUUGAAACCGCCCCCGACUGUGCUGACUUGGACAAAGCUCAGGUCGUGCAGAAAGUUUAUGAGCAGUUAAUGGGUCGGAGGGAAAUGCUCGCCGAAUAUUUUUCCUUCAAUAUAUCUGACGACGGCCUUCUCGAAUCGAUCCCUCUCCUUCUAAAAGGGUAUACGCCGUGCAUGGCGAAAUUGCCCACCUUCAUCUUGCGGCUCGGGCCCUUUGUGGACUGGACACAGGAGGAACCGUGUUUUCGGACUUUCUUGCAGGAGCUGGCUUCGUUCUAUGUUCCAGAGCAGCUGCCAUCACGGAGACAGCCAGAGAGAGAUUCCGUCAAUGCAGACUUGGAACGCCCCACAUCUGAUAGCGGUGGUCUCGAUGCUGAUGCGGACGACAAUAUCCUGCGAGGAGAACAGACCGAAGGCGAUCAGCUUAUAGAUCAGCGGAGAAAAGAGCUGGAGCACAAUCUAGAGCACGUCCUUUUUCCGGCCUUCAGGUCGCGCAUUGUUGCCACGAGGGGCAUGUUGAACGGUGUGGUCGAGGUCGCCAAUCUGAAGGGCUUGUAUCGGGUUUUCGAACGCUGCUAA
Messenger RNA from Exophiala dermatitidis NIH/UT8656, 2268 nucleotides. RefSeq names its product DNA mismatch repair protein MLH1. The coding region runs from base 1 to 2268 and encodes 755 amino acids. Gene Ontology annotation, cellular component: MutLalpha complex. Gene Ontology annotation, biological process: mismatch repair. The transcript is spliced from 2 exons. Gene Ontology annotation, molecular function: ATP-dependent DNA damage sensor activity; ATP binding; mismatched DNA binding. The record is from RefSeq and is a predicted model, not a curated record. NCBI's taxonomy places the organism in Eukaryota, Fungi, Ascomycota, Eurotiomycetes, Chaetothyriales, Herpotrichiellaceae.